ACCUGCUCGUCUACCGUUUCUCUCCUCUACCAAUCAACCAUCCUACCAACCCCCGCUGCUGCUCUUGCCAUCAUCACAGCUACCAACUACCGCUUGUUUAUCUUUCUUCUUCUUCUUCUUCAUCUUCUUUUUCUUCUUCUUUGUCGUCGUUGCGUUGUAUUCGAGAGGACAAAAACUUCCAGCAAAUGUCAUCGCCUUCCGGAAAGCAACCCCAAGUCAUAAUCUGCAAAGCCGCGGUGGCAUGGGGAGCUUCUGAGCCUCUGGUGAUCGAAGAAGUGGAGGUGGGUCCCCCUCAACCCAUGGAGAUCAGGGUCAAAGUCGUCUCAACCUCCCUUUGCCGCAGUGACCUCACCGCCUGGGAAUCUCAGACAAUAUUUCCUCGGAUAUUUGGCCAUGAAGCAUCUGGGAUUGUUGAGAGUGUGGGGGACGAGGUAACUGAAUUCAGUGAGGGAGAUCAUGUGCUUACAGUAUUCACGGGAGAAUGUAGUGCAUGCAAGCAGUGUAAAUCAGGUAAAAGCAAUAUAUGCCAAGCAUUGGGAUUGGAAAGGAGAGGGUUAAUGCAUAGUGAUCAGAAGACACGCUUCUUUAUAAAAGGGAGGCCAGUUUAUCAUUAUUAUGUUGUUUCAAGCUUCAGUGAAUAUAUCGUGGUGCACUCUGGAUGUGCUGUCAAAGUGAACUCAGAUGUGCCUCUGGAGAAAAUAUGCCUGCUGAGCUGUGGAGUAGCUACAGGUCUGGGUGCGGCUUGGAAUGUUGCUGAUGUAUCAAAAGGGUCGACUGUGGUGAUAUUCGGUCUUGGGACUGUAGGCCUUUCUGUAGCACAAGGUGCUGAGUUCAGGGGAGCAUCCAGAAUAAUUGGUGUAGACACCAAUCCUGCAAAAGGUGAAAAAGCAAAAGCUUUUGGAAUUACAGAUUUUAUCAAUCCAAAUGAAUGUAAUGAAUGUAUUCAGCAGGUUGUUAAGCGUAUUACGGAUGGAGGGGCAGACUACUCCUUUGAGUGCAUUGGUGAUACUGGAAUGAUAACAACUGCAUUGGAGUCAUGUUGCGAUGGAUGGGGUUUGACUGUUACACUUGGUGUACCAAAAGUAAAUCCAGUAGUAACUGCACACUACGGAUUACUGCUAACUGGAAGAACACUAAAAGGAUCUUUAUUUGGAGGAUAGAGACCUAAAUCUGACCUCCCUUCAUUAGUCGACAUGUACAUGAAAAAGCAAAUCCACAUUGACGACUACAUUACACAUAACCUGCCACUCGAAGAUAUCAAUGAAGCUUUCAAUCUCAUGAGUGAGGGGAAAUGUUUGCGUUGUGUUAUUCACAUGCCCAUGCAACUUCCUCUUGCUUCAACAACUUGAUGAAGAGCAGCUGGCCACAAAUGGGAAUCAUUCAUCCUUCUUAUGAUGGAUUUUUAGUAGCAAGUGUACAAUCGCUUGUAUGUUCUGGACCCACUAUAGUUUUCUGUAUUGUAUAAACAUGUUUACAAACUGCUCAGAAUUAAUUGUCCCAGGUUUUAGAUGGUUUUGACUAAUUGAAGGGAGUGAGGUCUUAAAAUUGCUUUCCUGUCAAGUGUGUGUGUGGGUACCUGGUAUGUGUUUUUUCUCCAAUUAAUGAACUUUAUCCAUCAAAUGAUAAACC
Messenger RNA from Morus notabilis, 1629 nucleotides. Its product is annotated as alcohol dehydrogenase-like 6. Gene Ontology annotation, biological process: formaldehyde catabolic process. Gene Ontology annotation, cellular component: cytosol. Gene Ontology annotation, molecular function: zinc ion binding; S-(hydroxymethyl)glutathione dehydrogenase [NAD(P)+] activity. The record is from RefSeq and is a predicted model, not a curated record. The transcript has 10 exons. NCBI's taxonomy places the organism in Eukaryota, Viridiplantae, Streptophyta, Magnoliopsida, Rosales, Moraceae.